Messenger RNA from Nerophis lumbriciformis (worm pipefish), 426 nucleotides. Lineage: Eukaryota; Metazoa; Chordata; Actinopteri; Syngnathiformes; Syngnathidae. The record is from RefSeq and is a predicted model, not a curated record.
AUGGCGCAUUUAACGCAGAAUCCCGCCGACAAGGAACGGUUCAUCUGCCUUUAUCCCGUUUACAUCAACAGUAAGAAAACUCAGGCUGAAGGACGAAGAAUCCCUGCUGAGAAGGCAGUAGAGAACCCUUCGUGCGCAGAGAUCCGCGAUGUCUUGACAGCUGCCGGUGUGAACGUCCUUGUGGAGAACAAAAUGCAUCCUAGAGAGUGGAACCGCGACGUACAAUUCAGAGGUCGAGUCAGAGUUCAGCUCAAGCAGGAAGACGGCAGUUUGUGCAACAAUAAGUUCUCUUCACGCAAAGAUGUUAUGUUGUACGUAUCCGAGAUGAUUCCCAAGUUGAAGAGCCGCACGCAGAAGAGUGGCGCUGGUGAGAGCAGCUCGCAACAGAGCGAUGGUGGGAAGAAGACCAAAAAGAAGAAGAAGUGA